AUGAGGGUGACUAACCCGAGGAACAACAAAAGAUACUCAGUGCCCUUUCUUGUGUUUGAUGAUGAGAGGCAACCUAUUUUAGGUUACCAGACGAGUGUGCAAAUGAACCUCAUACAAGUUCAACGUGACAACUUCGACGUGGUCGCUGCAAGGUCCACACAAGAUGCCUUCGCAGAGGUUUAUGAUAAGAAGCUGGGAAAACUACCCGGUACCCAGCAUCGUAAUGUUCGUGCUGGUGCGAUACCUGUGGUGAUGGCCAACAGGAGAGUCCCCAUCGCGGUGCGACCGAAACUAAAGAUGAAGCUGGAGAGGCUGAAGGAGAACCCGCUGGAGUGGUCGGUGGACGACGUCGCCCGAUUCAUCGAGAACACAGAGUGCGCUCACAUGUCUCGCAUCCUCAGGGAACAGGAGAUUGACGGUCAGGCGCUGCUGCUGCUCAACCUGCCUACGGUGCAGGAGCACCUUGAACUGAAGCUAGGGCCCGCCGUAAAGCUAUGUCAUCACAUAGAGAGGGUCAAGGUCGCUUUCUUCACACAGUCAAGCGACGUCGCCGGCAGCGCUCGUGCAAGUGCCAAUCGCACGAUGUAA
This is a messenger RNA of Priapulus caudatus, 588 nucleotides long. RefSeq names its product polyhomeotic-like protein 2. The record is from RefSeq and is a predicted model, not a curated record. The transcript has a single exon. Bases 1 to 588 code for a protein of 195 amino acids. NCBI's taxonomy places the organism in Eukaryota, Metazoa, Priapulida, Priapulimorpha, Priapulimorphida, Priapulidae. Gene Ontology annotation, molecular function: protein binding.